AUGCUCAACAAGGUCAUCCAGGACAUAUACCACCUGCGACGCGUGCACGCCGUGCUACCUGACGCAGUGCUGGGCAACACUCUCAAAAACAAGCUCCUACGCCUUUCUCUGCGGCCCUCGCUCCAGGAACUCAAACAUCAAGCCGAGCAGGCGUGCACCGAUGUCAAUGCAAACAGUCAACUAUCCUCCUCAGCCUCGGUAAGCCGAUGGGGCCACGACGGCGGCUCGCUGAGCUACUCCCCGUAUACUAUCAAUCCAUCCGCCCUGUGCAAUCUCUUAGACAGUCUUGCAUAUUUCCACUUGGGCAGCAGUGCCGUCGCGACGGAGGCGGUUCAGCUCGUGCAGCUCAGCGCGCCGUCCAUGUCAGCCCCGCAACUGUGCACCACACUAGCUGCGUGUUGCGCACUUGGCGCGCAGACCGACAUCACAGCCACAGCGCUGCCGCUUCUGAGCACUGCACUGAACUCGUACACUGGGCCGUCAUCCUUGGGGGCUGAUGGGGGGGCGGCGGCGUCCUCCGCAGUUGAUUCCCACCGGCCCAACAACGCGCCGCUUCUCUUCUCGCAAGGUAAUAUGGUGCUACUGCUGAUGGAGGCGUUGCAGAGGGCUGGAGUCGAAGAAGUCCACGUGUGGCACCAGCUCGCGGAGCAUUGCCUCCGCUACCUGGACUCUUUCGAUGGCAGGCAGCUCUGCGGUGUCAUCGAGGUGCUUUGUACGGAGGGAAUCGACGACUACCCGGACUUCUUUGUAGCUGCAGAGCGGCACAUCACGUCGCAGCCGUCUAACUACUUGUCACCAGAUCAGUUGCAGAGGGUGGUGCAGUGCUAUAAAGAUUUGCAUCAGCCAGUGGUGUCGCUGCUUGCGUUAAUCAAUGCGGCCCCACUUCACGGCGAGGAUGUUGAGAGGUCUAUCAGUGCAGCAGCCGCAGUCGUGGCGUUUUCCAGAACUGGCGGUCUUGGCAGCCGCGGCAAGAGUAGCCGAGCUGCGUCGAGUGCUUCAGAGACGGCGCGUGUGGCGACGCCGCAUCCUUCCUUAGAGGUCUUCGAGGGAGCCGCCAUCACCGCGGUGACGUCCGCAGAUGCUCAAGGGGUCUUAGACCUUCUCCAAAAGUGCGAGCAACGACACGUCAUGACGGCGCGCGCCAUGGACGCCAUACUCGAACGUCUGCUCGCCUUGUACUACCCCGAGCUGCUGAGCGGCGCUGCAUGUGGGGCGGCAGCCAAGGGUACCAAGAGUGCAUCCGCUGCCGCCCCAUCACCGCCGCGCCGUCACACUCCACUCGAUCUACACCACCUUUCCCAAUCCCUUGUGGCCGUUUUCGAGUUUAAUGAUGCCGCGCUUUUUGCCCAGCAGCUGCCCACUGCAGGGAGCCCCGGUGACCGGGAGAAGGCUUCUGCGGUAGUCGCCAAACCUGCGCCGGCGACGGCUUUGCUCGAUGCCCUGGCCACGGAGCUCACGCGCUGGUACCACAACCGGGUGCUGAAACUGGUGCCGUCCGCGUUGCGGCUACUACCCGCUCCCUCACAGCCUCACGCUUUCUACCGUUCUGUAAUCGAUCACCUCCGCCGCUCCAGCGACCUCUCAUCGCACGAAGGGCCACUGCAGCUUCGCAGUUUGAUUGAUGCGCUUCUUGCCUUGCGUGCCUACGGCGGAGAGUCAAUACUCGUGCAGUACAUGCCAGCCAUUGCCGUCGCAGUGCAGAACACACCUCGCAGCACUCAGCUUGAGCUCACCGCUCUGCUGGCUCACCUGCCAUGUGCCAAGGAGGAGCUCAUACCUGGUGUCUACCGACAAUGGGGAUCCCAGAAGCGCUGGCUUCGCACCAUCACCGAGGAGGAGGUGAGUUGGGCACUGCAGAUCAUGUCGCGCAGUGGCGGCCUUCGGGACUCGCAGCUGCUGCACGCUGUGUUGGAGUACGUACGUGCGCAGUGCGCACAGCUCCCGCCGCAACGGUUGGUUGAGUACCUGCAUCAGCUAGCCCGGCUAGGUGUGCGAGAUCUGGAGUUCUUUACUCAGACCGCGGAGCAACUGAUGCGGCGGGCGGUCGAGUCGUCCCCGUCCAUGGCUCUCGCAGCGCGCGGCAGCGCCGCACAGUCGGUGAACGCCUCGUUGCCCACUUCUCAGAUGAUGGUGCGACAUCAGCAGUGGCAAGUAACAACGGUGCACGACCUCUGUCUCCUGCUCUUCACCUUCACGUUUGUGCUGCGCGACUCGAUCCGUGUCACACAGCAGAUUAUCUCACGCCUCAAGAUGUGCGUCUCCUCCGCCGCGCCGCGCGACAUCUCACUUGCGCUUUAUAGCUUUGUAAAGCUACGUGUCGCGCAUAGCGACGAGGUGACUGGGCAGCUGUGUGAGCGGGCCUGUGCCACGCUCGCCGAGUUCAGCGCCGCUGAGCUGGCGAGCAUGUGGAGUUCGCUGCGCUGCCUUCGUCAUCCGCACGGCAAACUGCGCCAGCGAACGCUAGACCUGCUGGCCGCCAGCAGUGCUGAUGCUAGCCCAAGCUGGCGCUUUGCAGACAACGACUGCGUCUCCCUGGGCUCUGCUCUACUUCUGACCGAAGCCCCGCCGUCCACCACCGAUCAGCCGCUUGUGCCAUCUCAGGCACACGAAGACAGCACCGCUGCGGGGGGCACUGAUAAAGGUGAAUUCGCUUCUUUUUCGGGCUCCUCCGCCACAGCGAGGAGAGGGCUGGGGGCGGCGCUGCCACUCCCCGCAGCGUUUGAACGUCACUAUGUGGAGGUUUGCGAGCGUCUUUUACCGGAUGCGACGGGUCAGCGUCUUUACCUCAUCCUCUGCAGCCUCAGUGAGUGCCAUACAUCACUGAGCAUUUCAGUGAAGCUGUGGGAGAAAACGCUGGCGACAGUGGAGACGCACGCUGAGUCGCUCUCUACAGGAACGCUCGAUGAGCUCUCUGGCGUAGCGCAGAUGGAGGUGCUGGCUGCGCUGCGGCGCCUGCGCGCCUGUGUGGCAGACCCGGAGGCCCUUGCCACACUGGAGGUGGCGCAGGAUACCAUGCUGAGGUCUUCUACAGUGAGGAAAAGAAGCACUGCUGCCACCGGCUCUGAGAGGUGGGUUGCGCCGUACUGUCCGCCGAGGCUGUGGUCAACAUUACGGUUGCAGUGGCGAGAGCUGACGCGUAGUGCAGCAGUGCUGGCGCGUCCAGACCUAAGGGAGGUCGUGGCAGAUAUCAAGGAUGGGGGCGAUUUUCCAGCAGCGACUGCGGAGCUCAAGGCAAGGCGGCGGUCCUCUGCAGCUUCAGCAACGAAGCCCCCCGUGCGCAAAGGACGUUCAGCUAAAGGAGUAGUCCACCUGGUUUAA
Leishmania braziliensis MHOM/BR/75/M2904 is the source of this 3318-nucleotide messenger RNA. RefSeq lists its product as hypothetical. The transcript has a single exon. The coding region runs from base 1 to 3318 and encodes 1105 amino acids. NCBI's taxonomy places the organism in Eukaryota, Euglenozoa, Kinetoplastea, Trypanosomatida, Trypanosomatidae. The record is from RefSeq and is a predicted model, not a curated record.